ACAUUAUUCCGGCUCCCAAGAUCAUUUUUGCAACCUGUGAUCACAAAGACAAGGAAUUGCUGGUGCAUUUGACCGAGGUACCGGGAGCUGAAAGCUAUCACGUGAUCACUUAUUUCCAUGAAAAUGUGAAAAACCAGGCAUCUGUGACCACGUUGGUAACGCGAAUGACAAACGUAGACUGUAAAUUUCGCUACUUAUCCGCUCGUGCCUACAAUGGAAAAGAGUACAGUGAUUUUUCAAAGGAUUUUCCAGUAACACAUAUCAAUCAGCAAAAAUUGGGUCAAGUGAGCUGGGAUGGCGAUCAUCUGCGCGUGCAGGGGACUGAAUACAUACUGACCAUGCGAAUCAAACAGCAAGACGAAAGCAUAAGUCAGUUCGAAAUUCCCGGCGAUUACUUUAGCAAUCAUACGUGUAACGAAUGCCGCUAUCAAAUAGAGCAGCCAUACCCAUCAGAUGAGUGGCUCAUACCUGAGUCAACAGAUCCCACUCUGCCAGUGAUUAAGGAGAUGACUUGGUACGAUCAGGAAUUAUAUAUUACCAUGGAAAUGGAUGGCGGUGAAAUGCUAGCAGAAUAUGAGGCCAUUUUUGUUCAUGGUAACGCCGUCAAAGAUAUUCAUUCGUGGUAUGGUCCAGUGGGAUAUUUGACUAAACUUAAGUGCUUUGAUUGUCUGGUCGCAGUGCGCACGUUUGUGGACGGGAUCGGUUCGCGAUUUACCGCUCUCGAACAACCGAAAGUUAAUCCUCAGCCACUAGUCACCCAUCUAAUAUCGACUGGACCAAGGGUAAUUGAGGUGGGAGCGAACGUUCUGGUCAAUGGAAGUUGUUUCCUGAGAUAUUCACUGAACGGUUACGGAUUAUUGAAACCACGCAUCGCUAUGGUCCUCGGUCAUCCAUUUCCACUGAUGGUGAAAGAAGUCUCCGGCCUGGAAGAAGUGAAAUUUCAAUACAGCCUUAUCAACACACCCAAAUGUAUACCGAUUUUUACCACAUUUAUCCCUGUGGUCCAGGGACAACAAGUUUAUGAUGCGAUUGGAAAACAUCAAGAGAAUUCUUCAGAGGCAAUCGGGGCCUCAAAUAUCGAGCACCGAAUACACGCGGGUAUUGUUUACGUGAAAUGGAAGAAUGAAGCUCUGUGUCCAAUCAUUUCCUAUGAGGUCAAGGUCUUUCGAAAAGAAAAUGUGAUAACUACAAUUCCCACGAAUGACACAUUUGUCACCAUAGAAGGACUACCGACCUGUGUGGAAUAUCGCUUUGAAGUGUUGAGUUUCUUUGCCGUGAGCAAGUCGGUGGAAGUUGAUGGAGGCUCAUUUAUUGGUGAGUAUUUUCUCGUGUACAUUUCGACUGGCACGUUUUUGAGUUCGAUUUAA
Messenger RNA from Echinostoma caproni, 1367 nucleotides. Lineage: Eukaryota; Metazoa; Platyhelminthes; Trematoda; Plagiorchiida; Echinostomatidae. The record is from the annotation of a GenBank genome assembly.